AUGGAACCUAGGAAAAUCCAUGAAGAUGAAGAUGACAGAUACGAGGAAGGAGAUGAUCUUCCAUCAGAUUUUGCAACCAUAUUCGAGGCUCUAUUCCCCCAACUUGUUUAUGUUGAGGUUUUGGAGUUGCCAUAUGAUGAAAAUAUUUAUGUGAUUGAUUGUGAGAUUGGUGAGGAGUUGGUCAACGUUGAAAAUUUUAGUGUGCAUGAUGAACCAGUGGAUGAAAAGCAACCAUGCUAUGCUAUUGAAAUUUAUGAUGAUCCAUUAAAAGAAGCAGAGGUUGGGAAAAUAAAGAUUGAUUUAACAAGGGCUGAACCAGUGGUUGGUAUGGAUUUUGAUGGUGGUUUUGAAGCAGACUUACCUGAAGUACAUGCUGGACAAACUGAUGUGGAACCAGAGCACGCAAAGUACUCUGAACCAUAUAUUGAACCAGAGCAAACUGAACCUGUGGUGUAG
Messenger RNA from Fraxinus pennsylvanica, 456 nucleotides. The record is from the annotation of a GenBank genome assembly. NCBI's taxonomy places the organism in Eukaryota, Viridiplantae, Streptophyta, Magnoliopsida, Lamiales, Oleaceae.